This is a messenger RNA of Mytilus trossulus (common blue mussel), 2082 nucleotides long. Its product is annotated as cilia- and flagella-associated protein 410-like. Gene Ontology annotation, cellular component: U4/U6 x U5 tri-snRNP complex. Gene Ontology annotation, biological process: mRNA splicing, via spliceosome. Gene Ontology annotation, molecular function: protein binding. The transcript is spliced from 6 exons. Bases 75 to 980 code for a protein of 301 amino acids. Lineage: Eukaryota; Metazoa; Mollusca; Bivalvia; Mytilida; Mytilidae. The record is from RefSeq and is a predicted model, not a curated record.
UUCCGUUUCAGUUGUGAGGAUAAACAAAUUUUCUUUGAACAGUUGAAUCCUUUGUUCAAUGUUUUAGAAAAGAAAUGGAAUGUGAAUAUACCAAAGACAGAUUAAGUGAAGCACUUGUCCUCGCAAGAACUAGAGCAACUGAUUUCGAAAGCGUGAAAAAGCUCAACUUUUGGGGUUCAGGCAUUAGAGAUGUGAGUGUGGUGAAGAAACUUCCCAAUUUAGAAGUAUGUAGCUUAAGUGUGAAUAACAUAUCAACAUUGGAGGACUUUUCAGAAUGUGAAAAUCUUAGGGAAAUAUUCAUUAGAAAAAAUAAAAUUGAAGAUUUAUCAGAAAUUUGUCACUUAAAGACAUUGCCAAACUUGAAGAAUUUAUGGUUGGCAGAUAACCCAUGUGAUCAGACUGAAAACUACAGACAAACUGUAUUGAAAACUCUACCAAAUCUUCAGAAGUUAGACAACAUAGCUGUGUCAGAAGAUGAGCUUGCUCAAGCCCAGGAGGACGGUGUAGAUUUGUCACUUGAUGGAGAUCAAGAUGAUGAAGAUGAAGAGGUCCAAAAUGAGAUAACUGAUGAAACACAGCAAGAAAUUAACAAAAAUGAAGAGGAAAAUAAAAUAGACGCAACAGAAAGUGAAAUUGACACUCAGUCUUCUAAAAAUGAAACUCCUAUUUCAAAUGGUGCUACUAAAAAAGAUAUUAAUAAAAAGAAAGAACAGAAGCCGAGAGAAAAAGGACUUGCUGAUUCCAUGUUAGAUCCAGUAACAUUGUCUUGGGAGGAAACAAAUAAAAUCAGAGAAGAGUUGGGAUUGAAACCACUGCCAUUAGAGAAAAUAACAUCUCCUAGACCAGUGCGGAGUACUAAAGAAAAAUCACGGAAUGCCCAUGUGUUACAAGCUGUUUUGCUUCUUUUAAGAGAUCUGGAUAAAGACCAUCUUGAGAUUGUUCAGAACACAGUGCAAAAAAUGCUCUCAUCGGAUUCUUAAAACAAUGAUUAAUUUUUACAAUAUAAAUCAUUCACAUAUUAACCAAUUUUCUUAUGAUUUUUCAAUGUUAUAUUGAUUGUUACGGAAGCUUUAAGGAAAAAUCUGUGUUACUGUGGAGUCAUUUAUUUUCGUGGGUACCAAUUUUUGUGGAUAGAGGAAAAAUUACAUGUGUGUUGAUAUUUAAUUUUGUGGUUUUGGCAGUCUGCAUACAAACCUAUAGUUAAUAUGUUAUUCGUUAAACAUUUAAUUUCGUGGUUCACCUGUACCCACAAAAUUCACGAAAAUUGGUAUCCAACGAAUUAUAAUGAAUCCACAGUAUUCAAGUUUGUUUUAUUAAAAGUGAAACGGCUAUAUCAUGGUAACUACCCCUUACAUUUUCCACUGGACUUUAAGUUAACAAAAAUAAAUUGAUCAAUGAUUUUACAUUUUUUCUAGAAUUCUGCUUAUUUAAAAGAAUUAUUUUUUCAACAACUCAUAUUUUUAAACUGAUAUUUCAUUAAUCUGAAUCUAAAAGAAAAUUAGUAAACUUGUAAAUGAUUUAUUUUGUAUUGUUUGUGUAUAAGAUACUACAAGAAAUAGAUUGUGUAAUUGUUGCAUGCAACUUGCAUUUAUGUAUUUAUUCCAUGUUACUAGAAUCAUAUAUAUUUUCAUAUUUUUUUUCAUUCUUUUUUGUACUCUUUCUGAAAUUGUCAAAUGUAUUAACUAAGAAGGCAUUUUUAUACACAAAAAUUAGACACAGAAUAGAGAGUACAGGGUAAUAAACAAAAGGCCAUAUUUAAGGGCAAGAAAUAAAGAAUAGAGAAAAAUAAAGAAUAGAGAAUAAUCGUGUGCUAAAUUAAAAAGAAUAGUGGAGAAAAGGCAAAGGAAAUAUAAAGAAUAGAGAAAAUUGAAUAAAAAUAUAAAGAAAAGAGAAACAAUGGCCCUCAUCCAGACCCUCACACAUGUCACCAGAUUUCAAAGGUUCUGAUGUUCAAAUAAUGCCUCAGAACCUAUAUAGAAAACAAUGAUUAAAAGGCUCAAGUUUUCAUGAAAUCACAGAAAUUUACAUUCACAAAAUAUUUUUUUUUCACAAUAUAUACCAGUUUAGUAUAAGUUUGUUUUA